Molecule: messenger RNA, 1313 nt
Organism: Python bivittatus (Burmese python)
Lineage: Eukaryota; Metazoa; Chordata; Lepidosauria; Squamata; Pythonidae
Gene: RGN
Product: regucalcin
Biological process (GO): L-ascorbic acid biosynthetic process
Molecular function (GO): gluconolactonase activity; calcium ion binding; enzyme regulator activity
Source: RefSeq, a predicted model, not a curated record
GCGCUCUUUCUGCAGCGCAAGCAAAUGUUUAUCGCCGUCUCGCUGCCUCUGCAAUUGACAAGCCUCGACACGAACAUCCACCGCAGUGCAGGAAAAUCAUUUACUUUAUAAUUCUCCCUAAUUCCCUUGAGGGGCUGGUUAAAAGACACAAUGUCUUCUAUCAAAGUAGAGUGCAUUGUGCAAGAGAACUGCAAGAUUGGAGAAUCGCCUGUAUGGGAGGAAAAGGAAAAUUCCCUUCUCUUUGUAGACAUAACUGGCAAAAAGAUCUAUCGGUGGAAUUCUCUCACUAAAGAAGUGCAAAGUGUUUCUGUGGAUGCCCCAGUGAGCACAGUAUCACUUCGCAAAUCUGGUGAUUACAUUAUUACUCUGGGAACCCAGUUUGCAGCUCUAGACUGGAAAAAGAAGUCCACUACCACCAUUAUUCAUGUGGACAAGGAUAAAUCCAACAACCGAUUCAAUGAUGGGAAAGUGGAUCCUGCAGGAAGACUGUUUGCAGGUACGAUGGCUGAGGAGAUUCGCCCUGCGGUGCUUGAGCGGCACCAGGGCUCACUCUACACUCUCUUCCCCGACCACUCUGUGGUGAAAAAUUUUGACAAGGUGGACAUCUCCAAUGGUUUGGAUUGGUCUCUGGAUCAUAGAACCUUCUUCUACAUCGACAGCCUUUCAUACCACGUUGAUGCCUUUGAUUAUGGCCUGCAAACCGGAAAGCUUUCCAACCGCAGGAACGUGUACAAAUUGGAAAAGGAAGAGUGCAUUCCGGAUGGGAUGUGUAUCGAUACAGAAGGGAAGCUUUGGGUGGCCUGCUAUGAUGGAGGACGGGUAAUCCGUAUAGACCCUGAGACAGGAAAAAGAAUUCAGACGGUGAAGCUGCCUGUUGACAAAACAACUUCUUGUUCUUUUGGUGGAUAUGAUUAUUCAGAAUUAUAUGUCAGUUCAGCUUGUCAAGGAAUGGAUGAGUCAUCUCUCAGACAACAACCCCAGGCGGGUGGCAUUUUCAAGAUUACUGGCCUUGGGGUGAAAGGAAUCCCACCACAUUCAUAUGCAGGUUAAUAAUUACCCUUGAAGAACCAAAUAUCAAAACAAGGAAGGAAGAAAAAGACAAAGAGUUGCAUCGCUGAACAUUUAAUCUGUCUCUUUUUUAGAAGCUACAGAAGGAUGGUAGCCCAACAAAUAAAGUAAGAAACUCCCAAACCAUGAAUUCAGAUUUGAAUUGUGCCCAAUUGGCUUUUUUAUUAUUACUAACUAAACAACAACAACAACAUUUUUCCUUUCUGGUAAAAUCAGUAUUUCUAAUAAAGUUUCAAAUAUAUGAA